Lytechinus variegatus (green sea urchin) is the source of this 2825-nucleotide messenger RNA. Its product is annotated as core histone macro-H2A.1-like. Gene Ontology annotation, cellular component: nucleosome. Gene Ontology annotation, molecular function: protein heterodimerization activity; structural constituent of chromatin; DNA binding. The record is from RefSeq and is a predicted model, not a curated record. The transcript is spliced from 7 exons. NCBI's taxonomy places the organism in Eukaryota, Metazoa, Echinodermata, Echinoidea, Temnopleuroida, Toxopneustidae. Bases 134 to 1258 code for a protein of 374 amino acids.
GGGAGUGCUCGUAGAGGUUUUGCGAUAUAAAUAAUGAAAUAUUGAGAUUGCUAGAGAAGAACUCACACGAAAGGAGCAUAGAAACAAGGAUCUCUGUUUUUCAUUUAGGUGAUUUCUCAAUCAGAAGAAAACUAUGUCUUCUAAGGGAGGUGGUAGAGGAGUACAUUCGGGAAGAGGAGGGAAAACAAGAGGAAAAUCGACAUCUCGUUCGGCGAAGGCUGGAGUGUUGUUCCCUGUCGGCCGUAUGGACCGAUACCUCCGCAAAAGCACCCACCGCUACCGCAUAGGUUCCGGCGCCCCGGUGUAUCUCGCUGCGGUGAUUGAGUAUUUGACUGCCGAGAUUCUUGAGCUGGCUGGGAAUGCAGCAAGGGACAAUCGUAAAGCUCGUGUGACCCCGAGGCACAUCCUACUGGCCGUCGCCAACGACGAAGAGCUUCACCACCUCCUCAAGAACGUUACCAUUGCAAGCGGGGGUGUCCUCCCUCAAAUUCACCCCGAGCUACUGACCAAGAAGCGUGGUACCAAGGCCAAGUCUGUCUUCGAUCUCGGCCAGGCAAGUCCAAAGAGUCCUGUAUUGCCGAAGAAACCAAAGACACCUGCAGAGAAGAAGCAGCUGCCUGUCGUGAAGAAACCUGUCCCCAAGAAAGCUGCAUCAUCUCCUGCUGCCCUUGGCAAGGGAAAGAGUGCAUCAGCAAAGUCCAUUCUGGGGGAGAAAAAGUUAUUCCUUGGACAAAAGCUAACAGUUGUGAAAGGAGAUCUAACUGAAAUCACAGCAGAUGCUUUGGUCCAUCCUACCAACUCCACCUAUGCGAUGGCAGGAGAAGUCGGAAGUGCACUCGAAAAGGUAGGAGGUAAAUCCUACGUUGAGGAAGUGGUGAAGCUGCGAGGAGCUCAGUCUUUAGAUACGUGUGGAGCUGCCAUCUGCCCUGCCCACAAUCUUCCAGCCAAGUAUGUAAUUCAUGUCAACAGCCCCAGCUGGGGAGGGGCUGGUGCUAUAAGCAACCUGGAGAAGUGCAUCAAGAAUUGCCUGGCUCUAGCAGACGAGAAGAAAAUCACCUCUAUAGCCAUUCCGUCCGUUAGUAGCGGCAGAGCUGGUUUCCCAAAGCAGACCGCAGCUGAGACUAUCCUCCGUACCAUCAGCCACUACUUCGUGUCAGUCAUGGCCUCCUCCCUCAAACAGAUCUACUUUGUUCUUUACGACCAAGAGAGCGUUGACGUCUACGUCACAGAACUCAAUAGGCUCGAACCCGAUCAAUGAGGGGGUUCGUUGGACCAAACUUAGAGGAUAUUAGCAUCUUAGCCAAGUUGUACAUGUUUGUAUAUCUCUUUUGUCAUUUUCUAUAGAGUGGUUUAACAUUGAAAGAUGUCGGGAGGGUGAGAUACGAGUACGUGAUUUCUAAACUCUGUACAUGCAGUAUGUAGUCCCACUAAUUGAGGUGUGUUCUGGAAAGAAGCUUUAUUGUUUUUCACACAAGUAAUAGGAGAUUUGAUAUAAAAGCUUUGAGAGUUUAUGGAUACCGGUAAAUUUGUCAGCUCCCUUGUUUGAUUGCAGGCCGAGGUUGUUCGAUUGAUCUGCAUUAAAACAUUAGCCAAUGAUUUGGUAUUAAGAAUGCAUACGUCCAGUUGAGCAUUUCAUGGAGUGUGAGUCCCUGACAUUUCCUCUCAGCCAAUCAGAUUCAAGCAUUUCAUUUUCAGUAGCUUGUAACAGUUAGUGAUUUUUCACAAACAAGGCGCUUCAUGAAAUGCUGCUAUCACUAACAACCUCAUUUCAUGUGUGAGCCAUUGUGAUACUUGUCGUGACCAUCUCACAAUCCUGAUGGCACUUUCUAAUGCUGCAUCUUACAAAUGCUGUGCAUUCAAUUAAAUAUUUCUUAAGAUGUACAUUCUGUUGUUAAAAUUACGUCUAGAUUUACAAAAUGAUAUUCUCCUGUAGGAACUAAGUCCAAAUGAGAUUAAUAAACUGCUGUGCUUAUCUAUUAUUUUUAAGUAAAUUACUUUCUUUGAUCCCCAGAGAUGCCUGUAUGUUUUGCUCUUGAAGUUAUCAUUAUAAAAGUCAAUCCAAUUUGCCGAUAUGAAAUAUGAUAAUUUAACAAUGUAGUACAUGUAGCAGUCUGUUUUGUUUCAUAUGAGUAUGGUAACCAGUGUUGUUACGGCACGUGGAAAGAGGAUUGUUCAUUCAAAAUGUAUAUUUGAUAUCUUACCUCUUUUUAAAUGAUCAUGAAAGUGAGCUUUUUUGAUGUACAAAAUUGUGAUUUGUAUUUGUAGAAUUUCCCUAUUUUUGAUGUGCAUUUAUUGAUAGAUCACGUCAGAUAUUAGUGUAAAUGUAGAUGAGAUACUGUACUUUGAGAGCGUAAGCCUUGUCAGGAGACAAGAAAGAGUCUAGACUGCAAAUAUGAGUGCGUUCACCACAAUAUGAAUAGAUCAUAGAUAUGGUUAGAUAUUUUUAUUAUUAUUAUUAUUAAUAAUCAUGACGCUGAUUAAGUUAGAGGAAUAUCUUGUAAUGCCAAUGCUGCUUGAAGUUGAGUUCUUUUGCUUUGGUCAUUUUGUCUCGCAUAGCAAAGUGAGACUGAAGGCACCGCUUUUCCAACGGCAGCGGCGGCGUCAACAUUGAAAUCUUAACCUAAGGUUAAGUUUUGAAAUGACACCAUAACUUAGAAAGUAUAUGGACCUAGUUCAUGAAACAAACUUGGACAUAAGGGUUAUCAAGUAUUACUGAACGUCCUGCCAGAGUUUAUGGUCACAUGACUGAGGUCGAAGGUCAUUUAGGGUCAAUGAUCUUUGGCCAUUUUGGGGGUAAUUGUUUAAUUACCAUUGUAACUUUGAAU